UGGGGCUACUUGUAAUUAGUCUCUGUUUCCGUCAACCUAUCGCCGCUGUGCGACUUCCGUCCCUUCCAUUUGAGGGUCAAAAUCCGAAUAGCACUACCGCCAUUUCGUAAUCAUCCCGUCGGCUAGUCUGAGGUCUCGCCGUGAUCUUGUCUCUCGGCUGAAUUGACAGGCCGACGCCACCGUCCAACUUCCUCACAUCCGUGCUGCGUUCCUAGGGUUUACAUUGGUCCAGUCCCGUGGAAAAGAGAGAAAUUUAGCUUUCGUCAUUAUCACUAUGGCAAUCCCCAGAGAGCUCUAUCCCUCUCAGGACGAUCUACCCUACGAGGAAGAGCUUUUGCGAAACCCAUUUAGCCUGAAGCUGUGGUGGCGGUACCUAGUUGCCCGUCGAGAAGCCCCCUUCAAGAAGCGUUUUAUAAUAUACGAGAGGGCACUCAAGGCUUUGCCUGGAAGUUACAAGCUCUGGCAUGCCUAUCUCACUGAACGCCUGGAUGUUGUUAGAAACCUACCCAUUACCCACUCCGAGUACAGGACUCUCAACAAUACUUUUGAGAGAGCUUUGGUUACAAUGCACAAGAUGCCUCGUGUCUGGAUAAUGUACUUGCAGACGUUGACGAGGCAGAAGUUUAUCGAGCUCACUCGCCGAGCUGCAGACCGGGCACUUCGUGCUUUGCCCGUCACGCAGCACGAUAGGAUCUGGGAGCUGUACUUGAAGUUUGUGAGUCAGGAAGGGGUUCCGAUCGAGACUUCGUUGAGAGUCUAUCGCAGGUAUUUGAAGUACGAUCCUGGUCAUAUCGAGGACUUCAUUGAGUUCUUGGUGAACUCGCGUCUUUGGCAAGAGUCAGCUGAGAGGUUGGCAUCGGUUUUGAAUGAUGACCAGUUUUAUUCACUGAAAGGAAAAACGAAGCACACGCUGUGGCUUGAACUUUGCGAUUUGCUCACCAGGCAUGCCAAAGAUGUUUCUGGGAUCAGCGUGGAUGCAAUAAUUAGAGGCGGGAUUAGGAAGUAUACAAAUGAAAUUGGCAGAUUAUGGACAUCUCUAGCAGAUUAUUAUAUCAGAAGGGCCUUGUUUGAUAAGGCAAGAGACAUUUUUGAGGAGGGUAUGACCACUGUAAUCACAGUGAGGGAUUUCAGUGUGAUCUUUGAUGCGUAUGCUGAGUUUGAGCAAGGCAUGGCUGAUCAUAAAAUUGAAAAUUUGGACUCUAGCGAUGAUGAGGAAGAAGACGGUCUGGAGGAGAUUGAUUUGGAAGUGGACGUUCGGCUGGAAGUCAAGUUAAAAAAUUUCGAGAAGAAGUUACUCUCUGGUUUUUGGUUUAAUGAUGAUAAGGAUGUGGAUCUGAUGCUGGCAAGAUUUGACUAUCUAAUGGAAAGAAGGCCUGAAUUGGCUAAUAGUGUUCUCUUGAGGCAAAAUCCCCACAAUGUGGAACAAUGGCACCGGAGGGUGAAGCUCUUUGAUGGUAAUCCCGAGAAGCAGGUAUUGACAUAUACUGAGGCUGUAAGAACUGUUGAUCCGAUGAAAGCAGUUGGAAAGCCUCACACUCUUUGGAUUGCUUUCGCUAAGCUGUAUGAGAAGCAUAAUGAUCUUGUCAAUGCGAGAGUGAUUUUUGAUAAGGCAGCGCAGGUAAAUUAUAAGACUGUUGAUAAUUUGGCUAGUGUGUGGUGUGAGUGGGCAGAGAUGGAAAUCAGACACAAAAAUUUCAAAGCUGCUUUGGAGCUUCUUAGGCGAGCGACAGCAGAGCCAUCAGUUGAGGUCAAACGAAGAGUGGCUGCUGAUGGGAAUGAACCAGUCCAGAUGAAGUUGCACAAGUCCUUGAGACUCUGGACCUUCUAUGUUGACCUAGAGGAGGGUCUUGGUACACUAGAGUCGACUCGUGCUGUUUAUGAGCGAAUAUUGGACCUAAGAAUAGCUACUCCGCAGAUUAUAAUAAAUUAUGCAUUCCUUCUGGAGGGAAAUAAGUAUUUUGAAGACGCAUUCAAGGUGUAUGAGAGAGGAGUCAAAAUAUUCAAGUACCCACAUGUGAAGGACAUAUGGGUGACAUAUCUUUCAAAGUUUGUGAAGAGAUAUGGCAAGACAAAGCUGGAACGAGCUAGAGAAUUGUUUGAACAUGCCAUCGAGAUGACUCCUGCAGACUCUGUUAAACCAUUGUAUCUACAGUAUGCAAAGCUGGAAGAGGAUUAUGGCUUGGCGAAGCGAGCUAUGAAGGUCUAUGAUCAAGCCACCAAGGGUGUUCCAAAUAGUGAGAAAUUGGGCAUGUAUGAAAUUUACAUUGCCCGAGCUGCUGAGAUAUUUGGUGUCCCGAAAACAAGAGAGAUAUAUGAACAAGCAAUUGAGUCUGGUCUCCCGGACAAAGAUGUUAAGAAAAUGUGUCUCAAGUAUGCAGAGCUAGAGAAGAACUUGGGAGAAAUAGAUCGGGCACGAGGGAUAUAUGGAUUUGCUUCUCAGUUUGCUGAUCCAAGAUCUGAUCAAGAUUUCUGGACUAAGUGGCAUCAGUUUGAGGUUCUCCAUGGAAAUGAGGAUACCUUCCGUGAAAUGUUGCGGAUCAAACGUACUGUUUCUGCUAGCUAUAGCCAGACACACUUUAUUCUACCAGAAUAUAUGAUGCAGAAGGAUCAAAAGAUGAGCAUCGAUGAUGCCAAGGACAAGUUGAAACAAGCUGGGCUACCGGAGGAUGAAAUGGCUGCUCUUGAAAAGCAACUAGCACCAAUUAGCACCCCUGAGAAUGGCAAAGAUAGCAACAACAGGACAACACUUGGGUUUGUAAGCGCAGGAGUGCAGACACAGACGGACGCAGGGCUGAAGGUCACCAGGAACCAAGAAGACAUUGAACUUCCCGACGAAAGUGACUCGGAUGGUGAUGUUGAGACCCUCGAAAUUGCACAAAAGGAUGUCCCCUCCGAGGUCUUUGGUGGAUUGGUUCGAAAGAGGGAUGAUGCAGAGAAAGCCAGCGGCGAUGAAGGCCAUGAUGCUCCUACUGCACUUGGUGCUCUUGAGAGGAUAAAACGGCUUAAAAGAGACGGGCUAAAUGCCUAAAUCACUAGUAAGCCAAUUUGUAUUCGAGAUUUCCCACCCGGAGUUUGCUGCCUAACUUGUUGAUUGCUUUUAUCUUAAGAUAGAUAGUUGCAACUUGUACGCUCUAGGCCUGUACAAGUUACACCGCUGAAAUCCAGUUUAGUCGGGCAUAUUCUCCUCAGUGGUUGAUAGUGUUUCCGUUGCUGUUGUUUUCCUUCCAUCUCCUUUCACUAAAUGCAAUUUUGCAAUCUGAAGUCACUUGAUAUGUGGAUACAAAGUAAGAUAGUUUCUGUGGUAUCUGUUAUUCUGCCUGACUAAAGUGUUGUUAUCUAAAGUUUUGCGUGACGAGAGCCCAGUCACUUUAUUUUCAGAUGCUAGAACCGUUCGGAGGCUGGAAGCAUCGAGUGAAGAUGGAAAGAACAGACCACUCAGUACCCGUGUUCUCGAUCGAAUCAAUCAAUCCUCCAUAGGCACGGCAGAAUCAAGCGUAUGAGCCCUAACAGGAGCAUGUCAUGGAUUGUUUAGGUUGCUGGUCGUCCAGGAGCAUCAGCAGCCUGCCUCUCAUUUCUUGGCUUUUGGUUUCUUUAUUUUGCACUGCCUCCAGAAAGUGUCCAAUGGAGAAGAAAACGAGUUGUUAGGUUCUAGUUCUAGCUCGGCACAGGGAAACCAUGCACUUGGCAUCCUUCCACCCAGUCAGUUGACUAUCAGCAGCCGGUUGGGUGUUGGAGUUGCUGCCACACUCCAGUUCAGAUUUGAGAAUAUGCUUUCUUCCUAUGCUGUUGUUGCACUUAAUUAUAUGGUGGUUUGUUCUACCAUCAUUUUCAUCCUUCUCUAAGCUAAAGCUGUGGUGGAAAACGACAUUGUCUGUCUCCCUAUUCAAAUAGUGGCAUUUGGCAGGGACAAAAUGGUGGUGUUGUUAUUGGAGAAGUAGCACAAGAACGAUGAGACAGCAACGUGUAUAUACUCUAUGCAUAUGUACUAGUAUAGUUUGGAAAAUGACUUGUGCCGUUACUCUGUAAGAUACAUGUAUGCUACUUCCACGUUGGCUGCGUAGACUUGUAAAAUUGAUGUUUUGAUUCUCGAG
Linum tenue is the source of this 4091-nucleotide messenger RNA. Lineage: Eukaryota; Viridiplantae; Streptophyta; Magnoliopsida; Malpighiales; Linaceae. The record is from the annotation of a GenBank genome assembly.